UUCGUUGAACAUCCAAUUUUCGAAUUUUAUAAUUAUACGAUGACUAUUUUGUCCACCACAAAGGUCAAAUACUAAUUAAGAUCAGAAAACGAAUCUCUCGCUCCCAGUGCCGUGAUUUGCAUCGGCGAAAUAAAACAAAGCAUAAAAUCAUCGGAUUGCGAUCAAAUCUUCAAGCCUCCUGGCCUUUCAUCGUCGACAAGGUUUUUGUAUUGCGAAUUCUUCAACCCCUCCAACCAAAGAAGUGGAAAGCCUGGGAUGUUGAGUGUGGGCGGAACUUUGUUCUUUAUAUUGGGUGUCUACGCUCUGGCUUGAGCCUAUGUGAUAACUGAUUCUUACUUGUAUUGCAGUCCUAUUCAUUUACCAAAUUUACACUAAUGGGUUCAAUUUUAGUGGGUUGAACUCUGUUAUGCUAUUGAGGUUUAUUACUCGAUAGUAUUUUUCAGAGAAAUGUCAAGUAGUCUUUUGGAUUUUCUUUCCUUUUCAUUUAUUGUUAUGAAGCACUGAUUCUUACAAAAGAAGAAGCCAUAUUGUGUCUAACAUGUAGCCAACAAUCACAUUAGACAUGACAUGACUAAAUCCUGUCUUAUGUCCUUUAUAUGUAUUCUUGCUCCUUGGAUCUCUAUAGCAACCUCUUGUUGUUACAAUCUGAGCUGGUUAAAUGGAAAAUUUGGGUUUCCAUUCCACCUUUAGCCUUGAAUUAAUGUGGCUUCUGAGGGUCAAGAACUUUUCCUUACUGUUUAGCAUGGAUCUUAAUGAUCUUAACAAGGUUUGGGAAAUUAAACCCCUCAAGAGAAUUGGAGAAGAUGAAGCAAGGAGGAUUCUUGAAAAGAUAGCUAAACAGGUGCAGCCUAUAAUGAGGAAAAGGAAAUGGAAAGUCAAAAUUCUUUCUGAAUUCUGUCCUGCCAAUCCAUCUCUUCAAGGUCUGAAUAUAGGACUGGGUGCAGAGGUAAAGCUAAGAUUGCGGCGGCCUGACCGUGAAUGGGAUUUCUUCCCUUAUGAGCAGAUUGUUGAUACUAUGCUACAUGAACUUUGCCAUAAUGAACAUGGUCCUCACAAUGCUCAGUUUUAUAACCUUUUGGAUGAAAUCAGGAAGGAAUGUGAAGAUCUGAUGGCCAAAGGGAUCAGUGGUACUGGGCAAGGAUUUGACCUUCCUGGGAGACGUUUGGGUGGAUUCUCCCGUCAACCACCUCUGCCAUCAGUUCGCCAGGCUGCAUUGGCUGCAGCUGAAAGCCGAGCACACCGUGGGGUUUUAUUGCCUUCUGGACCUCAGCGUUUAGGUGGUGACAACAGCAUUAAGUCAGCUUUGAGUCCAAUUCAAGCUGCUGCUAUGGCUGCAGAAAGGAGACUGCAUGAUGACAUAUGGUGUGGAUCAAAGUCUGCAGAUGGUGAAACACACGUUCAUGAGAAUAUGAGUUUGAUUGGACCUUCUGGGAGGCACAGAAUGUCCUUGAAUUCUGAUGAUAGUUCCAUUCAAUCUAAUGUGGGUGGAGAAACAGUAGAUGGUGGAGCAGAAUGGCAGUGCAAUACUUGCACCUUAUUAAAUGAGCCAAUUGCCCUUAUGUGUGAAGCCUGUGGAGCACAAAGGCUUGUCAAGUCCAAGAUGUGGUCUUGCAAAUUCUGUACACUUGAAAACAGGGUUGAGAUAGAUAGAUGCUUAGCUUGUGGAGAAUGGAGAUAUUCAUCUGGCCCACCAGUCUCAAUUCGUGGGCCAUACGUCGGAACCUGAGUCUGACUGGACCUAAGGAAAGAAGGUCAACCUAUGCAGGCUUCUUGGCAACUUAAUCACAUGCCCUUUGCAUGUACAUUAUUUUAGCAGUGAUACCCUUGUAUAUUGAAGAACUAUGUGAAUACAAAUAUGUUACACUGUAUAUUUCGGUGACUGAAGCUGUUGGUAGAACGUGGAAAUACAAUAAAUGCUUGUUUUCAAAUUAAAAUUUGUUUUA
Molecule: messenger RNA, 1943 nt
Organism: Prosopis cineraria
Lineage: Eukaryota; Viridiplantae; Streptophyta; Magnoliopsida; Fabales; Fabaceae
Product: DNA-dependent metalloprotease WSS1-like
Exons: 6
Coding region: 659-1726 (355 amino acids)
Source: RefSeq, a predicted model, not a curated record